AUGUCACCUGAUGUUCCUGAAGUCGAAAUCUUCCCUAUACUGAAGGACAAGGUGGCCCUGAUCACUGGCGGUGCUCAAGGGAUGGGCAAAGUCACAGCUGAGGUCUUCCUAAAGGCGGGGGCCAAGGUAGUCAUCUGCGAUAUCCAGGAUGCCAAAGGCAAUGAAGUAGCCCGGGAGCUAUCGCCUUGGGGUGAAAUAUACUUCUCCAAGACGGACAUCUCGUCUUCAGAGCAGGUCUCAGCCUUAGUUCAGUUCGUUGUCGACACGUUUGGGCGCCUUGACUGCGCCAUCAAUAAUGCCGGCCUCACGCCAGAUAAUGGCACUUUGCUGGACUUCGACGAGAAUUAUUGGGACAGGCUGAUGAGUAUCACCUUGACUGGUACUGCGCUAUGCGUGAAAUAUCAGAUGAGGCAGUUCAUCGCGCAGGGUGGUGGUGGUUCAAUCGUCAACAUUGCCAGUAUCAAUGCCUUCAAGCCUCAGCCAAAUAUGCCCGCUUACACAUCAGCGAAGCAUGCUCUCGUCGGUUUAACCAAGCAUGCAAGUAUGGAGGGCGGACCUCAUAACAUUCGUGUCAAUGCCGUUGCCCCAGGUGCCAUCUUCACUGCGAUGGCCGAGGAGGCGCUAAAAAUAAUGAAGACUACGCAUGACGAAUUUGCUCCCAAAGUCAGCUACCUGAAUCGCUUCGGCCUACCUCGGGAAGUGGCUCAGGCCUCUUUGUGGUUAUCAUCACCAUCGGCGUCAUAUAUUACAGGUGUCGUUUUGCCCGUGGAUGGUGGCUUUUUGGCCAAAUAG
Messenger RNA from Clonostachys byssicola, 792 nucleotides. The record is from the annotation of a GenBank genome assembly. Lineage: Eukaryota; Fungi; Ascomycota; Sordariomycetes; Hypocreales; Bionectriaceae.